Messenger RNA from Drosophila willistoni, 417 nucleotides. RefSeq lists its product as uncharacterized. The transcript has a single exon. The record is from RefSeq and is a predicted model, not a curated record. NCBI's taxonomy places the organism in Eukaryota, Metazoa, Arthropoda, Insecta, Diptera, Drosophilidae. The coding region runs from base 1 to 417 and encodes 138 amino acids.
AUGGCUAAGGACUGGCUAGCUACUGCAGGUCUCGAGCUUGCAGUACAAAAGACGGAAGAUGUGCUAAUAAGUAGUCGAAAAACGGUUGCCAACAUCAUCGUGGACGCCACCACGAUUACCUCUACACGGGCCAUCAGGUAUCUGGGUAUACACCUGGACCCGCGCCUAACCUUCAAGGAGCAUCUGGAGCUUGUUGGAGCCAGGGCAGCUGAGUUGGGACGGUCACUUAGCCGCAUCAUGCUCAACAGCAGAGGCCCAAAACAGGGUCGGCGCCUGCUUCUGAUGAAUGUCAUGAAGUCCACUAUGUUCUAUGGGGCACCAGCCUGGGCUAAGGCCAUGACGGUCAAAACAUAUAGGAGACGCCUAGAUAGCACAUACCGUCUUGCGGCGCUGUGGCGCCGAGUCCUGCUGAGCUAA